Molecule: messenger RNA, 1322 nt
Organism: Ctenocephalides felis (cat flea)
Lineage: Eukaryota; Metazoa; Arthropoda; Insecta; Siphonaptera; Pulicidae
Product: V-type proton ATPase 116 kDa subunit a-like
Biological process (GO): vacuolar acidification; proton transmembrane transport
Cellular component (GO): plasma membrane; proton-transporting V-type ATPase, V0 domain; vacuolar proton-transporting V-type ATPase complex
Molecular function (GO): ATPase binding; proton-transporting ATPase activity, rotational mechanism
Source: RefSeq, a predicted model, not a curated record
GUGCAAUCAAUAAUAAAAAUUGUGCCACGAUGGGAUCGCUGUUCCGCAGCGAGGAGAUGUCCCUCUGUCAGCUGUUCCUGCAGAGCGAGGCGGCAUACGCCUGCGUCUCCGAGUUGGGAGAACUGGGACUGGUGCAAUUUCGAGAUUUGAAUCCUGAUGUCAAUGCAUUUCAGCGUAAGUUUGUUAACGAAGUUCGGCGGUGUGAUGAAAUGGAGAGAAAACUUCGUUACUUAGAAAAGGAAAUUAGAAAAGAUGGUAUUCCUAUGUUGGACACGGGUGAAAAUCCUGAAGCUCCGCAGCCUAGAGAAAUGAUCGAUCUUGAGGCCACUUUUGAGAAACUUGAAAAUGAACUACGUGAAGUAAACCGUAAUGCUGAAACCUUGAAAAGAAAUUUUUUAGAGCUAACUGAACUUAAACACAUAUUGCGCAAAACUCAAGUUUUCUUCGAUGAGAUGGCUGAUCCGUCCAGGGAGGAAGAACAAGUCAAUCUCCUGGGAGAAGAAGGCCUUCGUACGGGCGGACAGGCACUCAAACUUGGCUUCGUGGCUGGCGUCAUACUUCGAGAAAGAAUUCCGGCGUUCGAGCGGAUGCUGUGGAGGGCUUGUCGAGGCAAUGUAUUUCUCAGGCAAGCUGAGAUUGAAACUCCUUUGGAAGAUCCUACAACGAGUGAUCAAGUAUUCAAAUCCGUAUUCAUCAUAUUCUUCCAAGGAGAUCAACUCAAAACACGUGUCAAAAAAAUUUGUGAGGGUUUUAGAGCUACAUUGUAUCCAUGCCCUGAAGCACCCUCAGACAGGCGAGAAAUGGCUAUGGGAGUCAUGACUAGAAUAGAAGAUCUUAACACGGUAUUAGGACAAACUCAAGAUCACAGGCAUCGUGUGCUGGUCGCCGCUGCUAAGAACAUUAUGAAUUGGUUUAUUAAAGUUCGAAAAAUUAAAGCUAUUUAUCAUACACUGAAUUUGUUCAAUUUGGACGUAACACAAAAAUGUUUGAUUGCUGAAUGCUGGGUACCUGUGCUUGAUUUGGAAACAAUUCAAUUAGCACUUAGGAGAGGAACGGAACGUAGUGGCAGUUCUGUACCUCCUAUUCUAAACAGAAUGGAAACACAUGAGGAUCCUCCGACUUACAAUCGUACAAAUAAAUUUACUAGCGGAUUUCAAGCACUCAUUGAUGCUUAUGGUAUUGCAUCAUACAGAGAAGCAAAUCCCACUCCUUACACAAUAUUCGUUCCCUUCCUGUUCGCCGUUAUGUUCGGAUAUUUGGGUCACGGAGCUAUAAUGGCACUUUUUGGGGCAGGGAUUUUUGAAGGAAAACCAUUGGCAGCG